Somion occarium is the source of this 1321-nucleotide messenger RNA. Lineage: Eukaryota; Fungi; Basidiomycota; Agaricomycetes; Polyporales; Cerrenaceae. The record is from the annotation of a GenBank genome assembly.
UGAAUAUUUUCCUUGCACAGAUGAACAGGAAGGACGAAAGCGACUAAACACGAGGCAUGCGGUUUGUUCUCUUGCACAUGGUCGUGAACUAGUGUAGGAACACAUAGAAACAUCCGUUCAUGCAUCACUGUGAGUCGACGGAAGCAAUAGAGUAUUCCGUCCGUGCCAACUUCAAGUGUCUCCGUAUACUAUCCAAGUUUACCUACGGUUGAGUCACAUUCAGUGGACAGCCAUAUUCAUGCGACGAGAGGCGCCAGAUUUCCGGCUUAUAAUCGACUGGUACGCAUGUCUUGAUCCUCAGUCUCUGUUCCCUCGCAUCAUAUCAAAGCCCUGCCGACUCGAUUCUGAACUUCACGUCCAAUAUGCCACCCAUUGCCAACCCACAACUUCCCGAUUACGUCCACCCUAGCGAACAUUCUUCUAGACAGAAGUACUUGCAGCACACGGUCGAUACGCUGGUGUAUUUCUAUGUCCGAUCCCACGUAUACGUUGAGAUGUUAGCUGUUCUUGCCCGUGACGAGAAACAACAACAAGAUGCAUACAAUAGUGCCCAGGUUCGGUGGAAAGGAGAUCCAAUGGUUGCUAGUGGUGUUUUCCCGCAGACCCCAGGUGGCCGUCAACAGUAUCUCAUGAAAUGUUACCAGAUGAGCACAGCCAAUGUUAAGACCGCCAGCGAGGCUACCCUCUGUUCAAUUUACAGCCACGCUGCUGCUCAGUUGCUGGUUGCUGAGCUCAAUGUCUUUGCCCCGAACGACAUGAAAGCAUUUACUUAUGUGGUGGUAUCUUCUCGUGAUAAGGCUAUGAAGGCAUUAGGCAUUUUUGAGGCAUUCCAUAAAUCUAGUCAAAAGGGGAUAGCAGGAGAGAUUCUCAGUAAGAUUUUUGACCGCAUCGGCGACACCAUAACAUAUCAGUACGAUCGCGCUGGGCAUACGGCGACGGCCACCAUUCUCAAUGGUGGAGUUGACGUGAUGGGCGAGGCAUGGUUCUUUGUUGAGGAGAAUAUCAACAAUCGCAAGACCGAAAGGUAUGUGAGCGAUGAGGAAAUGGAAGCUUUGUUAAAGACAGAAAUUCGCAAGUGAUCCUGAGGUUUUUGCCUUAUGUCGAUUUCCACUCCAGUUUCUUCUAUGUCUGGUCUUCACUCAAUUCUACGUUUUCUGGAUUUGUCUUGAAAGAUCCAUGUACUGCUAGCUACUGUAUUACUACGGGCCAAUUACUAUUCCAGGUGUAGUGUGCUGGAGGCUGGAUGUGCUAUGAGCCUAUUGUUGUCGGUACUUAUGACAUCUCAUAACCGAGAAUUGCAACAGUCAGAUAUUAUUCAGAA